AUGGACAAAAGGAAAUGGAAGGUGUCAUUCCUUCAUCCGGACCUCGGUAUCGGUGGGGCGGAGCGGUUCGUGGUCGAUGCCGCGAAAGUACUGAAGAGGUCAGGCCAUGACGUACAGUUUUUUACCUGUCACCACGAUCCGACCCACUGCUUUCCAGAAACGGUCGAUGGUCAGCUGCCUGUAAUCGUCGUUGGCGACUGGCUGCCCACGUCGCUUUUCGGUCGCUGUCGCGCUCUGUGCACUUACAUACGAAUGCUGUGGCUGACGGUGUACUUCAUUGUGUGCGCCAGGCCGUCGUGCGAUCUCGUCUUUUUGGACCAGGUGUCCGUUGGUAUUCCCUUGCUUCGUUUGAAGAAGGGUUGCAAAGUGAUCUUCUACUGUCAUUUCCCGGAUCAGCGACUAACCAGCCGCUCUUCACUACUGAAAUCCAUUUAUCGCUUUCCCAUCGACUGGCUCGAAGAAUGGAGCACCGGACUAGCCGAUCAGGUGCUAGUUAACAGCCAUUUCACAGGUAACACUAUUGCUUAUGGCCUCCAGGUGGAGAGCGCAGUAGGUUUAUAUGGACAUGUAAUGACGAUAUCACAGGAGAGACUCGCCAAGCCUGCUAUCUUAGCAAAGCCACAGAGAAUUGGCCCCAGGGCCAGAGCGUGGUUAUAAAA
Molecule: messenger RNA, 659 nt
Organism: Soboliphyme baturini
Lineage: Eukaryota; Metazoa; Nematoda; Enoplea; Dioctophymatida; Soboliphymatidae
Source: the annotation of a GenBank genome assembly